CAGGGGCCUCCCUGCCUUCCACCUGUGGGCUGCCUGCUCUGGGGCAAGGCAGCCCAUGCAUGCAGUCACCAUGCACAUCUUCGGCACCACCAUCACUGCUGUCAAGCAUGAGUUCGGCUUUGUCCGGGUAAACCAGCAGCGAAUGGAGCUGCCCGUGACCCUGGGGGAUGGGCAGCUGCGACUCUCCUUCCGAAGCUCAGAACUCUGGGCCGAGGCCGGCCUGGAGCGGGAGCCGGCGGCUCUGCGCCUGGUCUAUGACUGGCAGUAUGCGCUGUCUUUGCAACUGGCUGCCGGGUACCGGGGCCAUGUGGCCGGCCUCUGUGGUAACUUUGAUGGGGACCCCUCAGAUGACCGGGAGGGCCCUGACCUGCGAGCCUUCUUGCACACGUGGGGCCUGCAGCUGCCUAAUGACCCCUGCCGCACCCUCUGGGCGGCCCCCUGCGCUGUGUCCAUGGCUCCACUAUGGACCUCAGAGCCCUGCGGAGUCCUGGCUGCUCCGGACGGGCCCUUUCGUCUCUGCCACGCUGUGCUGCCGUCCGCAUCCUUUGAGAGCAGCUGCAGAGCUUGGACCUGCUCCUUUCCCAACCAUCGACCUGCACUGUGCCAGGCCCUCCAGGUCUACGCCCGUGCCUGCCAGCGUCUAGGUGUCAGCAUCGACUCCUGGAGAUUCCAGGCUGGCUGCCCCAUCGACUGUCCCCUGAACAGCCACUAUGAGCCGUGCGGGUCUUCCUGCCCAGAGACCUGUGUGGGCUUGUCAGAAACGCCUUCGUGUCAGCUGCCCUGCGGAGAGACUUGCACCUGCGACGCGGGCUACGAGCGCAGCGGUCCCCUGUGCGUCCCGCGGCGCCAAGGCCUGGUGGGCUGCGGCUGCACGCACGGGGGCCGCCGGCUGGCUCCAGGCGAAGAGGCCUGGGAGGGCUCAGGCUGCACGCGCCGCUGCCUCUGCCCGGCUGCCGGUGGGGCCGUGGUGUGCCGCGAGGCCGGCUGCAGCCCCGCGGAGCGCUGUGCCCUGGCCGGCGGCCGGCCCUUCUGCCAGCCCCGGGGCCUUGCCACGUGCGCCGCAGCCGGCGGGGGCCACUACGUCACCUUCGACGGGCGCCGCUUCCGCUUCCCCAGCGGCUCCUGCGCCUACCUGCUGAGCGGCCUCCGCUCCCCCGCGCCGCGCCACCUCGCUGACUUCCGCGUGCUCCAGAGCACCGGGCCUGAGGGAGUCCCCAGCAGGCUGGAAGUGCACGUGCCAGGGUCCCACCUGAGGCUUGAACCCCAGGAACCUGACCGGGUGAUGGUCAAUGGAGAGUGGCAGAAUCUACCAUUCCGGGCUCCAGACAAUGGCACACUCAUCUUUCGCCGAGGCUGGGACACUGUGGUCCGCUGCUCCUUUGGGCUGCAUGUGACAUAUGCCCCAGAGAUCCGUGUGGCCCUGGACCUUCCAGAAGCGUAUCGGGGCCAUGUGGUGGGGCUUUGUGCAGACUACAAUGGGAAUCCCUUGGAUGACCUCCGGGUGCCUGGGGUUUGGGCCAACCCUGAGCUGCCUGAGGAUGCGCUGGCCUGGGCCUUUGGCCACAGCUGCUUGGUAGACUCCUCAGCAGGGUGCCCAGAUGCUGCUGUCAAGAUACCACCACCGCCACCCUCCUGUGUCACCCUGUCAACCUCCAGCACCUCCACCCACUUCUCCCAUAGCUGUGACAUCCUCUUGGACCCUCGGGGACCCUUCCAGCUGUGUCAUGAGCUGCUGGCACCAAAGCCCUAUUUCCAGGACUGCAUGGUGGGGGUCUGCCAGGGCACCGGGCCCUGCCCCAUGCUCAGCCUCUACUGUGAAGCCUGCCAGCUGUUGGGGCUCCAGAUCGCCCCCUGGCGGAAAGCGAGUCUGUGCAGCCCGCUGUGCCCCGCACACGCUCACUACUCGCUCUGCGCCCCCGCCUGCCCCGUCACCUGUGCGGGGCCGGAACCACCGCCCAACUGCGGAGGCGACAGGCGCUGCCGGGAGGGCUGCGUGUGCGACGCGGGCUUCGUGCUGAGCGGCGCUGCCUGCGUGCCCGCGGCCCAGUGCGGCUGUGUGCUGGGGGGCCACUACUUCGAGCCGGGCGCCCCGCUGCCACCUCUUGGCCCGUCCUCCACCACACGCAGCCCCUGCUGCCGCUGCCACCCAGGGGGCAGGGUGACCUGUGCCCCGUGCCAGGUGACUCAGGACAGCCCAGGACUCUGCCUGGCCUGGGGCAGGCUCGGCUACCGCACCUUCGACGGCACCACCAUCCAUCUCCCCGGCUCCUGCACCCCCUUGUUGGUGGGCACCGGCCGUGCCCGCCUGCGGGGGUUGUGGCCUUUCCACGUGACGCUGGAGAGAGGCGCGGAGUCAAGCUCAGCGCACCGCGUGCUGCUCCGCGUGCAAGGCCACCGCUUCAGCCUGCACUGCCAGGACUGGGGGUACCUGAUGGUGGACGGGGUGCGGGCCUGCCUGCCCUUCACGCUGCCCAGCGGUGGGGUGCGUGCCUUCACGCGGGGCGCAUCUGUCGUGCUGGUGGUGCGGGGAGGCCCACAGCUGCUGUUCCAGCGUGACUGUCACCUGAGCGUGGUGCUGCCCAUGGCCUACCGUGGCCUCACACAAGGUCUCUGUGGCAACUUCAAUGGCCAUGCCCAGGAUGACAUGCUACUAUAUGAGCCCUGCCCGGCGCAAUACCCCUGCCCAGACUCCGGUUGUCCCAUGGAUUCCCAGGUCACAGACGUGGUCACGGACACAGGCACGGUGUGGCCCAGUGCCUGUGACCUCUUGCGAGAGCCCAGCGGCCCACUAGCCUCCUGCCAUCCCCACCUGCCACCACAGCCCUUCUUCCAGGCCUGCACAGCCGACAUGGGCAGCGCCCAUGGGAGUGCCACUGUGAUCUGUGCCUGGCUGCAGGCCUAUGUGGCUGCCUGCCACAUGGCAGGUGCCAGCGUGCAACCCUGGAGGGGGCCCAGCUUCUGCCCCCUGCAGUGCCCCCCUCACAGCCACUACAGCCUGUGUGUGAACCCCUGCCCUGCCCCCUGUCUGGGGAUUCAGGAGGUGGUGCAGCUGCCCACCCCCUGUGCCGAGGGCUGCGAGUGUGAUGAAGGAUUCUUCCCCGCGGGGGGUGACUGUGUCCCCAUGGACUAUUGUUCUUGCUUCUACAAUGGCCAGUACUUUCCGCCAGGCCAGACCAUCCUUAGCCACAACUGUUCCUCCUCCUGCUCCUGCCAGCCACUGAGCGGUGUGAGCUGCGUCCCCUUCAGCUGCCCUCCGGGGACGGUCUGUGGCAUCGCAGAUGGAAUCCUGGGUUGUCGGGCACCAGCCACCUUGGUCCCUACCCUGAGCCCUGUGGCUCCAACACUGUUUGUCCCCCCACUGCUCCCCACCCCUCGUCCCCAGUGCCCUGCCAACUCCCACUUCGUCCCAUGUGGCUCUAUGUGCCCUGCCACCUGUGCCCACCCCUCAGCCCCAGAGCACUGUGGGCAGCCCUGUGCCCCUGCCUGCCAGUGCCUACCGGGGUUCCUGCUGCUGGAGGGCCGCUGUGUGCCCCCUGCCCACUGCCUCUGCCUCCAGCACCAACACCACACUUUCUGGACCACCAACUGUACCCAGCGCUGCCGCUGCCUUGCCCUGGAGAGCCAGGUGGUCCAGUGCCAGCCUGACACAUGUUCCGGGCACUGCAAGGCCUCUGCAGAUGGCUGGGAGCGCUGCCUGCUAGGCCAGUCCCUGCCUGGCGGCCCAGGCCCAGAGGAGCCGUUGAUCUGUACCGUGGCGGGCGACUUCUACUUCCACACCUUCGGAGGCGCCCGCUACGAAUUCUCGGGCUCCUGCGUCUAUCGCCUGGUGGGACUCUGCGGCUCACACCCUGCCGGGCUCGAGUCCUUCACUCUGGAUGUGGCCCCGCUUCUGCAGCCACACGGCUGCCCCAAGGCUCUGACCCUCUCGGCCUGUGGCCUCAGAGUGGACAUGAAUCCGAAAGACCUCAACCGCAUCCAGGUGAACGGGAUUCUGGAAUCGUUGCCUUUCUUUCAUGGGAGCUGUCUCCGUGCCUACCUCCGGGGCUACCAGCUCUGCAUAGACACCAGCUUCGGACUCCUGCUGACCUAUGACUGGCACGGCUUGGUGCGGGUAACACUGCCAAGGUCCUACGGCCCCUACCUGUGCGGACUCUGUGGCACAAGUGGCCCCACCGCGCCGGAGCCUGACGCCUGGAAGGUGGCUGAGGUGCCAGGCUGUGGCCCCGACUGCGGGCCCCUCUGCCCUAGUCCCUGCCCUGUGCCUGCCCAUCAACCAUUUUCCGGGGACCAGUACUGCGGAUUGCUGACCUCUGCCCAGGGUCCCCUGGAGCCCUGCCACGCAGCGCUGGACCCGCUGCCGUUCCUCAGCGACUGCCUGGCGGACACAUGCCGCCGCCGCGGAGCCCAGGGCACCGUCUGCCGAGCUCUGGCCGCCUACGUCGCCGCCUGCCAGGCUCUCGGUGUUCGCCUGUGGCCCUGGAGGACGCCUGACUUCUGCCGUGAGUGUGCGGGACUGCAGAGGGAGAGGGCGGAGUUCCAAGGAGCCCAGAUUUGGCGGGGAGGGUCAGGAAGAGCCUUGCAGUGUCCGCCGCACUCGCAGUACGAGCUGUGCGGCCCGUGCUGCCCCGCCACGUGCGCGGGCAGCGCGGGCUGUGGCGCCCCCAGUGCCCCCGGCGGCCGCUGCUGCGAGGGCUGCGUGUGCCAGGCAGGCUUCGUGCUGAGCGGAGGCCUCUGCGUGCCGGAGGCGCAGUGCGGGUGUCUCCGCGCCGGCCGCUACCGACCCCGGGACGCCGUCUGGUACCCGGGGCCCGGCUGCGCGCGCCGCUGCCGCUGCGGACCGGCCGGCGUGGUGACGUGCGGGCCGCGGCCGUGCGCGCGCGGCCAGGUGUGCGGCCUCCGUGGGGGCGUGCGCCGCUGCCUGCCGCACAGCCGCGCCUACUGCGCGCUCGCCGGGCCCGUGCACGUGCUCGACUUCGACGGCCACGCCCGCGCCCUGCCUCUGCCCGCGCCCUUCUCGCCCCAGCGCUGCCUGGACGUGCUGGCCCGCACCACACGCCCCGGGGCCUGGCCCUUCAGCCUCGACGUGGCCCGCGAUGGCACCGGGCCGCUCAGCCUGCACUUCAGCCUUGCCGGCCGCCGCCUGCAGCUGGACCGCCACGCGGUCGGGGUCAUCAUGGUGGAUGGGGAGCGCUGGAGGCUGCCCUGGGCCCUGCCUGGGGGCCAGGUCUGGGCCACCCUGGAGGGCCGCCAUGUGGUGGUGCACGCAGCCUGUGGUCUGCGGCUCCUGUAUGACUGGGGGGAGCAGGUGCGCCUAAGCGUGCCCUCCACCUUCCACGGCCUCCUGGCAGGGCUCUGUGGGGCCUUUGGUGAUGACGAGGACCCCCUCGACCUGCCUCUGGACACGAAAUCCUCGCCCACAGGCCCAGUGGCCACCCCGUGCCCCCUGCCCGCAGCUGACCUUGGCUUCGGUGUUAACUGCUCCGUGCAGCUCGCCCCACUCUUCAAGGCUCCUGAGCUGUGUGGGAUCCUCCAGGCCCCCGAUGGCCCCUUUGGCCACUGCUUGGGCCAAGUGGACCCCACACCGUUCUUGAGGAUAUGCCUGCAGGAAGAAUGUCACUCCCAGGAUGGAAGCCCGGAACUCUGUCAGAUUCUCACUGCCUACACUGCAGCCUGCCAGGAGGCCGGGAUCCCCAUCUUGCCCUGGAGGGGCCCCAACCUUUGCCCCAUGUCUUGCCCACCCCGACGCCGCUACAGUGUCUGUGCCCAGACGUGUGCGGGGGGCUGUGUUCUGCCUACCAGCCCCGCUCACUGCGCCACCCUGUGCUACGAGGGCUGUGAGUGUGAGCCCGGCCUUGUCUUUGAUGGCACCGACUGCAUAUCCCGAGACCACUGCGGCUGCUUGCACAAUGGACACUACCUUCCAGUUGGGGAGGCGCUGAUCCUGCCAGGCUGUCGGGAGCGCUGUGUGUGUGCACAGGGCCGUGGUCUCCAGUGCCAGCCCUUUGCCUGCUCACAGGGCACAGACUGCAUCCUGGAGGGAGGUGCUUGGUGCUGUGAAGCUGGGGGCGGGGCCACGUGUCGCCUGGUGCCCGGGGUCCUCUUCACCACCUUUGACGGCUUCAGUGGGCUGGCACCCAUGCCUGUGACAUCCUGUGCCUAUGAACUAGCCUCCCUGAUGGACGCUGGACCCCAAGAUCCUGACUGGUUCCAUGUCAUUGCUGACUUCCCAGCCUGUCCUGGCUGCCCUACUCCCCAGCCACGGGUGAUCAUCAGCUUCAGGGAUGGCUGUGCGGCUGUGGGACCCAAUAGAGAAGUCUGGGUGAACGGUCGCCGCGCACGCCUCCCGGCCCAGGUGUGCAGGGGCGUGGUGGCUCGCCAGGCGGAAGGCUCCGGGGUGAUCAUCGAGCGCUCCCCAAUGCUGCGGGUGUUGGUGGGGCCGCAGGGGGCUGUGGCCCUGCGCGCCUCUUCCACACUCCGAGGGCGUCUCCGGGCUGCGUGCGGGGACUACAAUGGAAUUGCAGCCGACGACCUGAUACUUCCGAGAGGACUCCGGGGUGCCAGCGUAGGAGGCGCGUUCCAGGGGUGCCUGACGCGGAGCCUCAGCAGCUGCACCGAGCAGCUGCCGGCCGGGAUCCAACCGUUCGCCGCGUGACCCCUUCUCUGUAGGCGUUCCCCGGGCUGGGACUCCCCAAGUAUACCUGCCCCGGCGGUGAGAUCGCAUGGACCUGAGACUGCCUCAAUAAAU
Molecule: messenger RNA, 6745 nt
Organism: Sorex araneus (European shrew)
Lineage: Eukaryota; Metazoa; Chordata; Mammalia; Eulipotyphla; Soricidae
Product: IgGFc-binding protein-like
Exons: 16
Coding region: 56-6652 (2198 amino acids)
Source: RefSeq, a predicted model, not a curated record